Phlebotomus papatasi is the source of this 1899-nucleotide messenger RNA. RefSeq names its product WD repeat-containing protein 43. Lineage: Eukaryota; Metazoa; Arthropoda; Insecta; Diptera; Psychodidae. The transcript is spliced from 5 exons. Gene Ontology annotation, cellular component: nucleolus. Gene Ontology annotation, biological process: maturation of SSU-rRNA from tricistronic rRNA transcript (SSU-rRNA, 5.8S rRNA, LSU-rRNA). Bases 49 to 1839 code for a protein of 596 amino acids. The record is from RefSeq and is a predicted model, not a curated record. Gene Ontology annotation, molecular function: protein binding.
AGGUUGUCAGUCGUGUCAGCAGCCUGUUUGGUCGCGCAUGUUGUCAAAAUGAAUCAACACGCGGGAUGUUUCUCUCCUGACAAUAAAUUCUACGCGAAUAUUAGUGAUGAUGGGAAAAUCAAAGUGUGGGAUUGUGAAACUAAUGAACUGAAGCACGAUUAUUCCACCAGCAUCGUCAACAACAGCCCUUGCACCUGCCUCACGUGGAUCACGCUGAAACAUGGCCUGUCAAAAAAAUCACGCCGGUCGUCAGUUUCCGGACAGGAUUUUCUCGCCUUGGGGACCACAGUGGGGGGCGUUUUGGUGUUCAGUCUAGCCACAGGGAAAGUGGAACACACGCUGAAGGGUCAUGGUCAUAUGGGAGCUGUAACUGGGAUUUCGGGGCAUUCCUCAAGUACUCUGUAUACAUGUGGGGAAGAUUCCAAGGUUAUUGUGUGGGAUCUGGAGAAAGGAAGUUCCGUGGGCGAGUGGAGUACGUCAAACGAACGCCUGACGUGCAUCAAUGUUACAGAAUCUGGAGAAAAAGUUGUCACAGCCUCCCGGCAAGUUAAGGCCUGGCUUCCGAGUACUCGUCAGCUGAAGCACACGUUCACAGGACACACAUCCGCAGUGACCUUCCUGCGAACAUUCUCUUCAGAAGGGUCAGAAUAUGCAAUUUCUGCCUCCAAAAUGGACAGAAAUCUCUCCCUAUGGAAUCUAGAGGCUGUCAAGAAAAAGGACUCCGUGGGGACAUUUCUGCUGGACGAUCUGGCAGUUACUUUGGAUGUAAAAUUCCACCAGGGAAAUCUCCAGAUUCUCGCAACGUCGAGAAAUGGAGUUGUGCACAUUUUUAGUGAAAGUCUGGAAAAGGUUCUGAACUCCGUGAAGCCCAUUAAGGCCAGAUGGAGGAUCUCUCUGGUGUCAGAUGACAAGAAAACUGCCGAAUCCCUGCCCGUGGUCGCGGCAAAAUUCACAGAUUCCGUUUUGUUGGCUUACGGAGGCUCCGGAUGCCUGAGAUUCGAAAGUCUGACGCCGAAGCAGGAAGAACCUCAUGAGAUUCUCAUCAGAGAUGAUCCCAGGAAGGUCAAAGGGGGAAAGGAAGCAGCAAAGCAUGUGCUAGUGGAUCACACAAAAGUGGAUUAUGUUCUGGGAGGGGAAACAAAGAAGACCCUGAAGACCAUUGAGAUUCCCAUGGAAAAGAGGCUGGAGAAUUUGGCACUGUCGAAGGAUCAGGGAGCUGGGACUGUGACUCCGGCCAAAAAUAUGCACUACCUCAUCCAGGCUCUUCACAGUCGCGAUCCAAAAAUACUGCAAGAUGUCUUACUCACAAAAGAUAAGAACAGCAUUAGGACAACGUUGAAAUAUCUUCCUCCGCAAUAUAUUCGUCCACUGAUAAAUGAGCUGACAACAUUAAUGCAGAAAAAACUCAAAAAUGUCGAAUGUGCGACGCACUGGAUGAAAGUUCUAAUUGAACUGCACGUGGGGCAAUUAAUGGCAGUUGGAUCAGAGGAUCUCAGGAGUCAGAUGAAACCCUUCCUGGGAAUUGUUGAGCACAGAGUUAGCAAUUUACAAGCCCUGACCAGGGUUCGGGGACGUCUGGAUCUCAUCCUGUCGCAAAUCCGGGGCAAUUCUGAGGUUGAUCGCGAUGAAAUUGCCAAGAUCAACAAGAAUUUGAUUGUUCAUCAGGAUGAAGCGUCAGAUUCUGACUCGGAAAUUGGCCUGGAAGAGACAAACAAUGACGAGGAUGGGUGGGAGGAGGAUUCGUCAGAGGGCAGUGGGAGUCAGGCAGAGAGUGAAGAUAGUGAGGAAGUAGAUGAGGAAAUGGCAGAAAAUGACGAAGAGAUGGAGGUUUCUGAUUAAAUUUUGUGCGAGGGAAGUGUCUGGAGGAGAAAUAAAUUGUUGGAUGUCAUGAAAAAAAAA